AUGUCGGGCAAUACUUACCUUCUAGUUGCCCUUCCUUCCUCUAUUUCUCGCUCGAACGACCCGGAAGAUGCGUUCACUGCAAUCCAGUCCACAGUUCCCUCUGAUGCAGGGACAAUCUUGCGUUUCCCAAUUCCAGAAUUCAAAAUUGGGACGCUAGACGCGCUCGUGCUUCAAGCAGAUGAGCUUACAAAGCUAGACGCAAAUGUGGAAGGUGCGGUAGGGAAGGUUGUGGAGGUUCUAAGAAGUAUAGUUAGCAGCCCACAAGAGACAGAAAGACACAAGACAGUUAGUGAUAAGCCAGUGGAACAUUAUCUGAGGAGCUUCUCCUGGAAUAAGGUCAAAUACCGUAGCGACAAGUCAAUCGCGGAGCUUCUAGAUGCUCUACAGAGGGAAGUAUCUUCGCUCGAUAACGAUAUCAAGACCAAAUACACCGCCUACCAACAAGUCAAAAGCAAUCUGGUCUCGGUCCAGCGAAAACAAACUGGUAACCUUUCUACUCGCUCCUUAGCCUCUAUUGUUAAGAAGUCAGACUUCGUACAAUCUUCCGAGUAUCUCGAAACACUGCUCAUCGCCGUCCCUAAAUCCUUAUCCAAAGAUUGGCUCCGCACCUACGAAACAUUAACCCCUAUGGUCGUUCCACGCUCCUCCAAAAAGAUUGCAGAAGACAACGACUACGCUCUCUUUUCGGUAACGCUGUUCAAGAAGCAUUCUGCCGAAUUCAUCAUCAAAGCCCGCGCUGCCCGAUAUACCCCUCGUGAAUUCCAGUGGAGGGAAGGAGCAGAGGAGGAAGACAAAAGAGAGGCGAUGGAUGUCCAGGCCAAUGAGCGAAGAUUAUAUGGUGAUACCCUAAGGCUUGCGAGAACGGGAUAUAGUGAUCUAUUCAUGGCCUGGACCCAUGUUAAGGCGCUCAGAGUCUUUGUGGAGAGCGUAUUGAGAUAUGGGCUACCUUUGGAUUUCGUUAGUGUUAUUAUUCAGACCAACCCAAAAAACGCAAAAAAUGUCAAGAAGCCCCUCGACAAAGCCUACAACUACCUUGGCGGCAACGCCUUCGGCCGAGACAAAAAGGGGAACAUCAAAGACGAUGUUGGUGAUCUUGCCACCGGUAUCAUGGGAGAUGCGGAGUAUCCUGCUUAUUGUUAUUUUGAAUUCGAGGUAGCGUAA
Messenger RNA from Morchella importuna, 1161 nucleotides. RefSeq lists its product as uncharacterized. The coding region runs from base 1 to 1161 and encodes 386 amino acids. The transcript has 5 exons. Gene Ontology annotation, cellular component: vacuolar proton-transporting V-type ATPase, V1 domain. The record is from RefSeq and is a predicted model, not a curated record. Gene Ontology annotation, biological process: proton transmembrane transport. Gene Ontology annotation, molecular function: proton-transporting ATPase activity, rotational mechanism. Lineage: Eukaryota; Fungi; Ascomycota; Pezizomycetes; Pezizales; Morchellaceae.